Molecule: messenger RNA, 2283 nt
Organism: Anopheles funestus (African malaria mosquito)
Lineage: Eukaryota; Metazoa; Arthropoda; Insecta; Diptera; Culicidae
Exons: 4
Coding region: 345-1757 (470 amino acids)
Source: RefSeq, a predicted model, not a curated record
UCGACGAAGAAAAUCAAUUCCUUUUUUCACCCACACACAAAACACACACAUAACACAACUUGUGGGCCGUUUUGUUGUGUGGUGGCCCGCUCUUACCUGCCAGUGUGUAUACGCGCCAGUUCUUUCGAAGACGCUAGGGGUUUUGUGCCUGUGCCUAAAUGUGGUGUUUCGUUACGCAAAAAUUUCAUUGCUGCACGUUUAAUUUAAUAUUAAACCAGUUUCAUUUUGCCAGUGCUGUUUAAUUGUGUUUCGUACCGAAACACGCGUUCACGCCGGAUAGUUGUCUCAAGUUACUAACCUCGAACCGAGCCAAACCCGGGAGUGGGUUCUUCAACCUCGUCAACAUGAACGGCACACAUUCGCCCGACAUGAUCAGCCGGUUUCGGGAUUUGAAACUGCUGGAAUCCGGUGAAGGGCCCCGACCCGACCAUGAGGAAAUGAGUCACCAUCGACAGCAACGAUCAUUCGGUGCCCAGUCAGCCGCCACCAAGUCCCAAUUCAUUCCGGCCAUUUGUAACUUUCAAACGGCGCGGAAAAUGGCACAGGAAAAUCUCGAACAUCAGCCGCUACCGGAUGCAGUGAUCGAUAUUGCAUUUCGGAAAGCGCAAGCCGCCGGUUUCCCGAACCCGGGCAUGGAGCUAAGCGUAGGACCGUACGCAACCGGUGUUGGCUGCAAGAACUACAAGGCAGGGCCUACCAAAUGUACCAAGUAUCGUGUGUAUCGACCGAAAACGUGUGGCGUCAUACCGAAGGUACCGAGCGCGCUGGAUACACCCGAGCGGCCAGAAAGUAUGCGUGUGAAGAAGAAGGUCGGUGCGAUGGAUUUGGCCAUCGGGUGGGAGUUUCGCACCAAACAUGAACCACGGUCCCAAACGUACAUGGACGGCUCGAAACCCUCGGUAGCGCCACCAAUAUUUGAAGUGGUCGAACCUGCCAAAGACCUAAACCUUCCCGCGGUGGUACACGCUGGAGGCGUCUUUUCCAACACCCUGGGCGAGGAGGACUUUUUCGACCGUGAUGUUAUUCGACAGCACAAGCGUCUGGUCCGCCCAACGAGCAACCGUUGCAAGUGUGGCAAUAGUUCGGCCAGAUCGUCGAAAUCUCCGAAUGUUGCACGGCAGCAGCAGCGAAAGAAUGGCAGUGGCCGUGACCGGCGUGAACAGACUCUCCAACAGCAGCAGCAGCAGCAGCAACAGAAACACCACGAUCGCGAACCUACCACGAUGGAGAUCAACAAUAACAACCUGCCCGCAGUACGAGGAUCAGCACGAUCGCACGGUUCUUCGCAGGGGAAGGAACUCGCCGAACUCCAACGCCAAGGUGGCAGUGCAAACUCGAUGGAGCGCAAAAUGCACGAAGCAGCGGCCAGGCACGCGGAACGGAUCGAACGCUUCUGUCACAAGUUUGUGCCGGAAGAGUUCCCGUACAACUUCCAUCAGGAGUAUCGGUGUGCGUUCAAGGCGGGUAUACCGCAGAGCAAUGUGUCCGGUACGCUUAGUAGCUUCGAUACCGGACCGAACGGUAACGAGCAUCAGCGUAAACCGGCCGAUUACAAAAAGUUGCUCCACAUUCCCAAACCACGGGAACCGUACACGAAGAAAAACUACGUCAUCGAUACAUUAGCGCCACCGUUCGCAUUCUGGAAGAAGGGUUCCGGCUAUCCGGACUAUUGGCGACUGAUCAGCGUUUAUCAACAGGCGUACAAUAAACCGAUCGAGAAGCGAAAAUACCCACUGCUCAAAACCGUGUACCAGUAAGAACUGCGGUUCUACCAGGGACACAUCCCAAUUACGUCAGCUCAAUUAUUCAUUAAUAGCCUUAUCUUCACCCCCCUUUAUUAGCCAAUGAUUUUGAUUAUGUCGAUUUUCACCAAUAGCCAGUGUUGUGUCAAGUGCCCGUGUACUUAUUAGUUUGAUGUCGGAAAAUAAAGCAGAAACACAUUCGAUUCGAUCUCUAGGGAGAGAUCUUAUGCCAUAUCUAUGGUUGGCGAGAAGAAGUGUGGUUUGAUUUGUAGUUCGUACUUCCUGUCCUGGUGGUAAACAUAAAACAGGUUGCAUUUAUGGUAGUUUAUUACAUAUCGAAUCGAUGGAAAAUAUGGGAACUGCUUAAAGCUUUAUACAUUUUUAAUAGGGGAUGUUUUGUUUGUGCAAUUCGGAAAGAUUCAGUACUGUCUUUUUGAUAAGUAAAGAAGUAAGGUGUACAACAUCAACAACAAGCGGCAAAAAUUUCGCGGCCCCUUUAACCUCGGGCACCCCCGCAGGCGCAUAGUUGAUGAUCCGCCUC